CCGCCCCACGGACAACCAUCGCCGUCGACCGGCUUCCACGCCACAACACGCCGCCAUCCGGCUGCCUACAGCUUCCCUUUCUGGUUUCUCAACACGGCAUACUGCAAGCGACUGGUUUUCGGUUUUGUUUCGACGCCUCUCCAGGCUCCGCCAACAGCUCGACAGCUAGACAUCCCCAAAGAUCACCUUCGACUCACGUCGGUGCAUUAGCCAGAGCGAUCGCCUCUCUCUCUCAACGCCCAACUCAGCAACUGGUCUACCAUUCAAGCAACGAAAGUCUUGUCUUCUCGUCUGAUUGUCAAGUGAAUCGACUACCAUCCGGUCGCAGUCGCAACGGUACUUUUGCGGAAGCCCGCCAUGGACUACGCCAAGCUCCGGGCUGCGGCCCUCCGUAGCGGCGAAGAUGAGGAAGCUGUGACAGUCGACACUCGUGCCUUGAUCGACAAGGUCCUUGCCCGCUAUUCUGGAGAAUGGACUACUCUCAGAGAGCUCAUACAGAACGCCGCCGACGCCCAGGCAACAACAGUCAAGAUCAAGUGGGAGACCCUCCCAUCGACACAGGUUCCUCUCCCGGCCACGACAGAAAGGUCCGAACUGCUCAAGCACAUCCUUACACACCACACUCUGCGACGACUGGUCGUGCAAAAUAAUGGCCAGCCGUUCACGAAGACGGACUGGGGCCGACUCAAGAGGAUCGCCGAGGGAAACCCUGAUGAGACCAAGAUCGGAGCAUUUGGUGUCGGUUUUUACAGCGUGUUUGCCGACUGCGAAGAUCCGUUUGUCAGCUCAGGAAGCGAGGCUAUGGCGUUCUACUGGAAGGGCAAUGCUCUAUUCACAAGAAAGCUGCAACUCCCGCCCGAAGAGUGCACGCCGAACACAGCCUUUGUCCUCGACUACAGAAACACGACAACCACCUUGCCGAACCUGCUGUCCGUCAGCCAGUUUCUCGCAACAAGUCUCACCUUUGUUUCGUUGGAGAGGAUAGAGUUCUGGAUAGAUGACUACCAAAUCCUUGGGCUCGACAAGAAGGCCAGUCCAAGUAGCGACGUGACACUUUCGAGAGAUGUGGAAACCACGACGAAAGACAGGCUCAUGAAGGUCCAGAGCGUGAGUCGCUCGAGUGCUCAGAUUGAUGCAUCGUACAUGAGCGCGAUCGGAUGGAAGCCGCAGGUGGCUUCUGCUGCGAAGGGCAACGAAUCCUACGGCUUUGGCAAUUCAGACAUGCCAUCACUCAGAAGUUUCUUCUCGCGGUUGACUACGAAUUCAGCGAGUUCCAAGUCGAGCAAAGUAGCGAAGGAGGAGAAGGCUGUCCAGGAAGCUAUUGCAGAAGACAUCACAAAGCUUUCUACCGCCACGAUCUUCCUUCGGGUGACUACUGCAGCCAUCAAGACAUCUGUAACAUCAAGCUUCUCUGCCGAGCUUGAGCGGGCCACCAAAAAGCCACCGCCCAAGGUCGCCAAGUUGUCCAUAUUGACGUCCUCGUACGACGAGACACAAGCCUCUGCUAAGUCUGAUAACUCAGUUGCGGUGGCUAAAGCUACUGAUGUCUUCGCCUCCGUAUUGCCAAGCAAGAAGCCCGGCGGACGCAUUUUCAUCGGAUUUCCUACUACGCAGACGACUGGAGCUGGUAUGCACAUUUCGGCUCCUUCGGUCAUCCCUACAGUCGAGAGAGAAGCUAUCGACCUCAACGCACGCUGGGUUCGUACGUGGAAUAUUGAAAUGCUCCGUGCAGCUGGAAUCAUGACUCGUCUUGCCUUCGCGAAUGAGAUGGAUGAGCUCAAUCACAAGCUGCAAAGGGCGCUCAAAGCUACCACCAAGUCAAAAUUCAGCGCAGAUAUUAUCGCCAAGUAUAUGCCUGAAGCGCAGCAUAUCCUGAAUGCUUUCACCUUUGGGGACUCUACACCAAGUGGCCACGUUUCGCAAAUCAUCGAGGAGGCGUUCUGGACGUCAUACAAGAAGCCCUAUAUUGAAGUCUAUAGUACUCAAGGUGUACUUUAUACCACAAAGGUCCGGUUGGGGACGCCUGAGCUGGCUUCAUUUGUGGACGGCAUUCCUAUCAUUCCGACCGAGCUCAGAGACAGUGGCUUUGUGCACAAGCUGACCGAAUUCGCACUGCUUACACAUAUCACAGUCGAUGAUGUACGUUUGGAGCUGGCCGACAAGCCUCUCAACGGAGCACAGCUAGUCAACUUUGUUCAAUGGGCAGCACGCAAGGCAAUCGUGGGCGAAUUGGAUCCGGGGAGCAAAGACAGAUUGCUUGAUGUUGCUGUCGCUGUGAUAAGUGAUGGUGAAGGUUCCCAAGGCGAUAUCAUCGCGCUCGGCAGCAUCAGAAACUACUUGAGCCCUACCAAAAUCCCUGCAGGGCUCCCAAUACCUCCGACCACGAUCCCCUACGAGUUUACAAGCAAAUGCACAACUACUGAGCUUCAAGCCCUCGGCUGGGAAUCACUGGAAGUGGUCCCGUGGCUUAGAUUUCUCAUCGAGACUAGAUCAGGCCGUUCAGUAGAUCAAGAUCUCACGCAAUCGCCCAAGUUCGCUAUCCAGAUUCUCAACGUCUUGUCCAAAGGCUGGGACAACCUAAGUCAGAGCUCCAAGGCAACAGUUGUGUCUUUGCUGCAGGCCAACACAGUCAUGCCGACCAAGCUCGGCAUGAGAAGACCGACGGAGUCCUUCUUCCAGUCGGUGAAACUGUUCGACGAUCUUCCCACUAUUGAGGGAUGUUCAAGCCUGAAGGACAAGUUCCUGACUGCGCUUGGUGUUCGCAAGACAGUGGACCUUGAUACCAUCUUCAAAAGGCUGCUUAAUCCAUCUCAAGACGCCGACGGCGCCGGCCAAGCACGCUGGAGUCAUGUGGAGCUGAUCAAAUACCUUGCAUCCGUGCAAGCCGACAUUCCCAGCGAUGACCUAAAGAAGCUUACAGAGUCGCGCAUCUGCCCAGCUGAAGGCGAGGCAGUGGGUGGCGAGUCUGCAAAACCUGGAGCUCGCCUUUACAGAGUCUCUGAGCUCUUUGAACCACGUGCGCCCCUGCGAGAGCUGGACGUCAAGAUCUUGCAGUGGCCGAGUGGUGGUCUACGACCAGGCUCUUCCGAGGCGAGGUUUCUAACCCGCCUAGGACUGCGGCCGUAUCCCACAGCUGCGGAACUCGUUGACAUGAUGGCGUCAUCGGACUUGUCACUUCGCGAGCGAGCGAUGAACUAUUUCAUCAAAUUUCAUGUCACGAAUGGCUAUGCUUCAUUCAACAUCGGUUCGAGCACGAAGGCAUUCUUACCUAUUGAGGGGAACCCAAAGAAGGUGGCGGCGCCUUCUGCCUGCUUUUCAAACGCAAAUGCGGCUGUCCUAGGCUUCGAUAUUUUAAAGCGGGACUUACUACCCCAUGCUCUUAAAUUCGGGGUGGCGACAGAUCCCCCGAUUGCCGAAUGUUGUGGCAGACUACUGCGAAGCCCCCCGCAGACCCAGGGAGAUGCGACCGUGCUCUUCACUUACUUUUCCACAAGGCUCAACGAACUGAGUGACAACCUCGUUGUGAGGCUGCGUGAUGCUCCCAUUGUCCCCGUCGCUCGACGGAACCGACUCUCAGACGGAGGUGCCGCCACGAAGGCGGCGGAUGUCCAGCACCUUAGCCCCCGAAAUUGCUACCUUGGCAAUUCCGUGGUCUAUGGCGAGAUCUUUGAUUUCGUGGACUUUGGAUCGACGGCGAACACUUUUCUCUACAAGUGCGGUUCGAAGACGGAGCCGACCAAGCUAGAGAUUGCCCAUUUGGCAGCUGAAGAGCCGGCCAAGUUGCUCAGUGUUCUUCAGAGCCCAGAGAAAUAUCUCAACUUGUUGAGAUUCUUGGCUGAGGAUAUGGCAACCAUCAAGCGAGACAAGGACCUGUGGAGGAAGAUGAAAUCGGCUCAAUUCUUGCUUGCGUUCAAGGAGAUCAAUGUCGUGUCCAAGGAGAAGGAGGCUGAGGCUGAGGAAGAGGAGGCCCCGAUCCGUCAUUAUCAGCUUGCGUCUGCACCGCAGAUUGUGAUCCUCGACGACUACAUCAGCUACCGCUUAUUCAAGGACCACCUCAUGUGUGCGCCUGAGGAGGACAAGCUGGAGUCAUUUUAUGCCGCCCUAGGCUGUCCUGCUCUUUCAAGCACAGUUCAGGAGGACCUCAAGAUCGGUGGUCUGAGCCAGAAGCAGGACGGGGCCGUUUGGCUUCGUAAGCACGUCCUUGAACGUGCCAAGCUGUUCAUCCACGAGUAUUCCAGACACACGCCCGAUGCUAUCAGGCGGGACGCAAAAUGGCUUGAGAAGAACUUGAGCGUGGAAGUCGUGCGGUCAAUUGCUCUCCGCAGAUCGCUUCGUGGACAAGGGCAAACACACACAGAGAAGCGAUCUGCCGCCAGCGCUAAGAGCCAGAAUGGCUAUGUCUUAUACGUGGCAGCCGAAACGUCUCGCCCAGACAUGUACCAAGUCGGACAGGCAAUCUGCAUGCUUAUUCUGAAUCGUCCCGGCCAGCAAGCCUAUUUCUUCUUCGAGCCGUUUUUGAAGCUCGAUCUCCUGGACCUUCGGAGUCGUGGAUACAACGUCGACCGUAUCCUGCGGGCUAAGGCAGCCGAAGCUAGAAUCGCCGAGGAAGAGAGACGCAAGGCGCUUGACGAAGAACAGGCUCGUAUUCGUGAGAGAGAGCAAGAGUUCAGACAGCAGACCCAAAGUGCCCCUCCUGUGUCAAGGGAGCAGAACAAGACGCCGCCCCCUCGCAUGCCCGGCGGAUUCCACAAUUCACCAGACGACCUGUUGCAUUCGGCGCCGCCACCAAUGCUAGCACCUUCUACCUCGGGGCCGAAAGGAAAAGGGCUUUUUCAGAGCUUUUCGAAACGUUUCGGCUUCGACACCUCUAGCGAUGCACAAGACAGCCUUAACAAGUUUGUCGACUCUGCGCCAGAGCCCGCCAAGCUGCCACCCGCUGGACCCUCUGGCUCUGGAAUCAAGCCUCCACCGGACGGUAAGGUGACCAACCCGGCGGUGGUGCAACAAAACCUCCUCAAUGCCAUCAAAUCGACACGAGCACAUGACUCGUCCCAGCUGUUUUCGCCGCCGACGACGCAAGAGGUUAAGGAGCAGGCGACGUACUGCGACGACACGGCAGGGAAGGAUCUCGAGUUUGCCGCCGAGUCGUCCAACAACAUGCGGGUGUUUGUGUCGCGGGAUGUGACGAUCAGCAUUGGCGAGCUGCUCAAGGCGCACCAUCGGGACAUCAACGCGUUUGCUGUGCUGCUGCGGGAUGUGGGCGAUGUGUACGCGAUCCCUGCAUCCUCGCUGCAUAUUUUCUACGACGAGACGGGCAACACGAUUGCCUUUAACCGUGAUGGCAGUGUAUUCUGCAACCUGCGCUUCUACCUGCAGCUUCACGGCCCCAAGGCGGGGAGUGGACCCGGGCGGGCCGAGGCGGCCGUGUACUGGUGGGUUGUGCUGGCGCACGAGCUUUCGCACAACAUUGUCAAGCCGCACAAUUCAGACCACAGUUUUUACACUGAGUCGUUUGUGCAGCAGUACUUCCCGCGCAUGAUGGCCAAGGCGAAUGAGUACGUGAUGUCGGCGGGGAUGGCUGCGGCCGGCUCAGGUGCCGGGCCAGCAGCAGCAGGAGCUCCGCCGCCGUACAGAGAGCGAUGAGGUCUGUAGACGAUGACGGAAGGUGUUUUGUAGAAGAGACUCCCAAACCUGUACUUACACUGGUCUUGCAAGCUGGACAAUAGACGGGGAUUGCACAGCCGCCGUAGUGGUUGACAAUGAGAGAGGAUGAUUUGAUGGCAUGUGAA
Messenger RNA from Microdochium trichocladiopsis, 5789 nucleotides. RefSeq lists its product as uncharacterized. The record is from RefSeq and is a predicted model, not a curated record. Lineage: Eukaryota; Fungi; Ascomycota; Sordariomycetes; Xylariales; Microdochiaceae. The transcript is spliced from 3 exons. Bases 358 to 5643 code for a protein of 1761 amino acids.